Dibothriocephalus latus is the source of this 309-nucleotide messenger RNA. The record is from the annotation of a GenBank genome assembly. Lineage: Eukaryota; Metazoa; Platyhelminthes; Cestoda; Diphyllobothriidea; Diphyllobothriidae.
AUGUGUGUACUCGCCCCAUCCUAUCUUAGGUAUGGCGUUUAUACCAAAUCUGAUGCAUUCCCUCUGUUGCUCAGACCUCUGAACAAGUUCUGGGUUCCGACGCCAAUAAACACAUUUGCCGUUCUGCUGCAGAGUUUUCCUGGGAAGGAGGAUUGCUACACCCAGCUCUAUUCCCACAUCUUUGAGAAUGGAACUGAAGGUGCGACAGUGCCCUGCACAAAACUGGCGAAGAGGUAUGCCUUCGUUGAACACGUCCCCCUGCACGUCAGCGUCCAGAGCAAGAAGGGUAGCCAGACAGAUUUGGAUUAG